Molecule: messenger RNA, 496 nt
Organism: Nomascus leucogenys (northern white-cheeked gibbon)
Lineage: Eukaryota; Metazoa; Chordata; Mammalia; Primates; Hylobatidae
Product: FXYD domain containing ion transport regulator 2
Biological process (GO): regulation of sodium ion transmembrane transporter activity; monoatomic ion transport
Cellular component (GO): membrane
Molecular function (GO): sodium channel regulator activity
Source: RefSeq, a predicted model, not a curated record
CUCCAUCCAGGCCUCAGGCAAGCAGCACCUCCCUGCUCUCCCGCACUCCUGGACACAACCAGCAGCUCCUGCCAUGGACAGGUACCUGGGCGGCAGCCCCAAGGGGGACGUGGACCCGUUCUACUAUGACUAUGAGACUGUCCGCAAUGGGGGCCUGAUCUUCGCUGGACUGGCCUUCAUCGUGGGGCUCCUCAUCCUCCUCAGCAGAAGAUUCCGCUGUGGGGGCAAUAAGAAGCGCAGGCAAAUCACUGAAGAUGAGCUGUAACAGCAGCCUCGGCGGUGCCACCCACUGCACUGCGGCCAGCUGGGAAGCCAAGCAUGGCCCUGCCUCUGGCGCCUCCCCUUCUUCCCUGGGCUGUAGACCUUUGUCCCGUCACUGCCAGCGCUUGGGCUGAAGGAAGCUCCAGACUCAAUGUGACCCCCAGGUGGCAUCGCCACCUCCUGCCCCAUGCCACCUCAUGCUUAUAAUAAAGCCGGCGUCUCUGCUUCCCUCGCC